UAUGAAGCGCCAAGUCUCCAGACUCUGUAUUCUCAGACUUACCACUUUUUAAAUUGCUUUUACGACUUAAAAUGCCUGGUUAGGUUUUGUAAAAAUUUAAUUAUCUUAUUCUUUCUCCUCAGAAUCGUCAUUAUAUAUAAAAUUGGACAUCAUUUUAGGUGAAUAAUUUUCACACACACACCCCUCUUACCACAAUGGUUUCACCCAUCAUGGACGCCAUUCAGUGAAGUAAAAUCACUGUCAGGUCUUUGCUGCAAUACAUCAUGAGUGAGCUGAAGGACUGCCCCCCACUGAAAUACUACGACUUUAAGCCCGUGGAGCAUGUCAAGGUAUGCCCCCGCUACACUGCUGUGCUGGGCCGCUCAGAGGAUGAUGGCAUCGGCAUCGAAGAGCUGGAUACCCUGCAGCUGGAGCUGGAGACACUGCUGUCGUCAGCUACCCGCCGCCUCCGAGCACUGGAAGAGCAGAGACAGAUCCUUACAGACUGGCAAGAUAAGAAGGGAGAUAAACGCUUUCUGAAGUUGGGAAAAGACCCAGACCCCGCUGCCUCAUCUCGCCACAAACCAAAGAAGCAGAAAUUGGACGGUAAAGGGGGUCAUGGGCCAGGCCAAGGUCCCGGCAGACCCAAAACUAAAAACCUGCAGCCAAAAGUACAAGAGUAUGAAUUUACAGAUGACCCUCAAGACAUUCCCCGCAACCCUAAAAAUGAUGCUCCCAACAGAUUCUGGGCCUCAGUGGAGCCAUACUGUGCAGAUAUUACAAAUGAAGAAGUACGAUUGUUGGAGGAGCUUCUUAAACCACCAGAGGAUGAAGCAGACUACUUCAAGAUUCCAGCAUUGGGAAAACACUACUCUCAGCGGUGGGCUCAGGAGGAUCUGCUGGAGGAGCAGAGGGAAGGAGCACGAGCCAACGACAAAAAGAAAAGCGUCAUGGGAGGGCCGCUUUCUGAAUUGGACGCAAAAGAUGUGGACUCGCUGCUGAAAAAGUCAGAAUCCCAACACGAAUCUCCAGAAGACGGUUGUCCCUUUGGUCCUCUCACACAGCGUCUGCUCCAGGCCCUUGUAGAGGAGAACAUUAUAUCCCCCAUGGAGGAUUCCCCUAUACCGGACAUUUCAGGAAAGGAUGCUAACGAUGGUGCUGGGACUUCACCCCGAAGCCAAGGAAAAGCUUUUAGCGUUCCUCAUACGCGCUCCCUGGAGGCUCGAAUCAAAGAGGAGCUGGUAGCCCAGGGGUUGCUGGACUCCGAGGAGCGACCUGGCCAGGGAGGAGACUCUGAGGAUGAGGUCCUUGCAGAGCUGCAGAAGAGACAAGCAGAACUCAAAGCCCUGACCGCUCACAACCGAGCCAGAAAGCAGGAGCUGCUACGGUUGGCAAAAGAGGAGAUGCGCAAACAGGAGUUAAGGCAGAGAGUCAGGGUGUCUGACAAUGAGGUGAUGGAGGCGUUCCGGCGAAUCAUGGCAGCCAGGCAGAAGAAACGUACCCCAACUAAGAAGGAGAAAGAUCAGGCCUGGAAAGCACUGAAGGAGAGAGAAAGCAUUCUCAAAUUACUGGAUGGAUAGAGGAAACCACAGUUUCUGUGGUGAAAAAAAUAUUGGAAGAAACCUCUUCAAUCUAACACACAGCUCGAACAGCUGUCAGUUGCAUCAAAGGCCUCUUUCAGGCUUCCCUGUCCGUUGAUCUGCCGGCAACUGGACACGCCGGCUUCAUGAUAGAACACAGACCAUGCUAACUUUUGGGAAUUGGAAAUGGUCAAAAUGACUUUAUUCUUACUGUAAAUAGAAAUGAAUAUAACUUGUUAUUGCAUGGUAUUUUCUAGUGGGUUGGGCUGAGCAACUCGCAAAUAUGCACUGUGCACAUGCAGUCAUGUUAACUCUGCAGCAAACAGUCUCACUUGUGUCACUCAGCCUGACCUAGUGGCAUUACCGUUGCAAUGCAGGCUCCUCACUGAUGUAUGAAGCCACGUGUUCAGAUUCCUGCAAUUAAAUGGAAGGUAUGUGAAAGAGGCCAGUGAUGUAACAUACCAUUUAUUACAGCUCUGCAUGAUUUAGGUAGGGACGUUUCUGUAGUUGUUUUUGUUCCAUGUGAUGUACAGCAGAGCAAUCAUCGGAUCAGUAACAUUCAGCAUGCAUCUCUGAGUUUUAUACUGUUGUUUGGAACGUUUUUCUUUGUUGGUUCAUUUUUAUUAUUUUUUUUUUUUUACAUUUUUUAAAUUUCAGCUGCCAUUGUAAUGCUGUGAAAAGAAUACAUCAGUACAAUUUAAGAACAGGUUUUGUAUAUGUUAAAAAAAAAACCAGACAAGAUGCUGCAGUGUGUGCAGCAACAUCUCGUCCCUUCAGUGCUAACAGUGGGUCCGCCCGGAGCAAAAAAAA
This is a messenger RNA of Neolamprologus brichardi, 2369 nucleotides long. It is a transcript of the gene tada3l, whose product is annotated as transcriptional adaptor 3 (NGG1 homolog, yeast)-like. Lineage: Eukaryota; Metazoa; Chordata; Actinopteri; Cichliformes; Cichlidae. Gene Ontology annotation, biological process: regulation of transcription by RNA polymerase II. Gene Ontology annotation, molecular function: transcription coactivator activity. The record is from RefSeq and is a predicted model, not a curated record. Gene Ontology annotation, cellular component: SAGA complex.